Molecule: messenger RNA, 1771 nt
Organism: Nicotiana tabacum (common tobacco)
Lineage: Eukaryota; Viridiplantae; Streptophyta; Magnoliopsida; Solanales; Solanaceae
Source: RefSeq, a predicted model, not a curated record
AUUUUCUUCCUCCUUAAAUACCCUUAUGUAUAAGCAAAGAAUCUUAUGGGAAUUUAUACGUAAAUUAAAAUAAAAAGGACCCAUUUUUAUUUUUAUUUUUGUCCAAAAUGGAGCUGCCGGAGAUGGAAUCAAUGGCGACGGCGAUCGGAGUAUCGGUACCGGUGCUUCGAUUUCUACUCUGUUUUAUCGCCACCAUUCCGGUGAGCUUCCUCCACCGUUUUGUUCCUUCCGCCACCGGAAAACACCUAUACGCCGCCGUGAUGGGCGGUGUUUUGUCCUACUUGUCGUUUGGAUUCUCUUCGAAUCUNGGAGUAGAAGUCUAUAAAGCUGCAAACUUUAGUUGCAUGUGUCAAGUCUUACUAAUUUCUCCAUUCGAUUUGCGUAAUUGUGUGAAGAAAUGGAUGUUGGGCCUAACUCCAAAAGUAUAUUUGCUACAACUAUAUUUGUGCAGCCAUGUUUACUACAUGAGUGGGGAUGCGUGGAAGGAAGGAGGUAUUGAUGCAACAGGAGCUUUAAUGGUGGUAACACUGAAAAUAAUUUCAUGUGUGAUCAAUUACCAAGAUGGAUUGUUGAAGGAGGAGGAUUUGCGUGAGGCUCAGAAGAAAAAUCGUUUGCUCAAGUUGCCAUCUGUACUUGAGUACUUUGGUUACUGUCUCUGUUGUGGAAGUCAUUUUGCUGGUCCAGUGUAUGAAAUGAAGGAUUACCUUGACUGGACGGAGAGAAAAGGCAUCUGGAAAUCUACUGAGAAAGGACAUCCAUCACCUUUUGGGGCAACUUUGAGGGCUCUUCUUCAAGCUGCUUUUUGUAUGGGGUUGUACCUCUACUUGGUGCCUCUUUACCCACUUACCAGGUUCUCUGACCCACUAUACCAAGAAUGGGGUUUCUUGAAACGGUUGAGUUACCAAUAUAUGGCAGGAUUUACUGCCCGGUGGAAAUAUUAUUUUAUCUGGUCAAUCUCAGAAGCCUCUAUCAUUAUUUCUGGCUUGGGGUUCAGUGGUUGGACAGACUCUUCUCCACCGGAACCACGUUGGGACCGUGCAAAAAAUGUUGACGUAUUGGGUGUUGAGCUGGCAAAAAGUUCAGUUCAGUUACCUCUUGUAUGGAACAUUCAAGUCAGCACCUGGCUGCGACACUAUGUAUAUGAGAGGCUCGUACAGAAGGGAAGGAAGCCUGGUUUCUUCCAGUUGCUGGCUACACAAACUGUCAGUGCUGUAUGGCAUGGACUAUAUCCGGGGUACAUUAUAUUCUUUGUUCAGUCGGCUUUGAUGAUUGCUGGUUCGAGAGUCAUUUACAGAUGGCAGCAAGCUACAAAAGGUACUCUGUUUGAGAAGAUACUAACAUUGAUGAACUUUGCAUACACACUGUUGGUUCUUAACUACUCCGCUGUUGGCUUCAUGGUAUUAAGUCUGCAUGAAACGCUCACUUCUUAUGGAAGUGUGUACUAUAUCGGAACCAUUAUACCGAUGGUACUAAUCCUGCUUGGUAAAGCGAUUAAGCCAGCAAAACCUGCAAGAUCUAAAGCUAAGAAAGAAGAGUGAGUCCGAUUGUGCUUCUCGAGAUGGUUGCUUAGAUUUUUUUGGUGGAAACAUCGAGCUUUGGUUCCGCUUCUUCUAUUUCUUUUAUGAGUCUGUAAAACAUCUGUUUUGGUUGCUGGUAAAGCAAUUUGUUGAGCAAAAUAGGACUUUUAAUUAACUGGCUACCAAAAAUCAUGUAGCCAACUGUGUAAUUUCUGGAAGCAUCUUGGCAAAAAGAAGUUUUGCUUUUGCAUCUA